AUGCGACAUGAGACAGACGGUAGACAUGACGAGUCAGGGCGACAUGUUCUGGAAGUCCCACAAGGGGAGCGCAACCUGGCCAGCCCGCACGUCCGCCGUGCAUGCGAGCGAGACAUCAUGUGCCUCCCCACGCCCAGCCGCAGACCCAUUCACAUCACAAGAGCCACGCGCGCGGCGGCGGUACACGGGGGGGUGCACGCCGUGGGCACACCUGGCCUAGGUGGCGUUGGGGGCCCUGGAUGCGUUGUUCCUUUCUCUCCAGGGCAGGGCAGGCCAGGCCAGGCCAGGCGGAGGCCGUGUGGGAGGAGAGAGGCGGAGGAGGCUGCUGCUGCUGCUACACCACCACCCGUACCGUCCCAGCAUGUCGUAGUAAGUAUAGCAUGUACCGUACGCCCGUAUGGGCAUGGCGAGCUGGCCACGAGCGUCGCAGAGACUGACGCCAUGGACCACGGGCUCAGCGUGAGAGUCGGCCAAAGAGCGGUAGAAAGGCCGGACGGGCUCUGGAUGCAAUCUGCCGGGGGGUGCUCCGGCGGCCCUUAUCCUAGGGCUAGGGAUGCAUGGGUAGGGUAG
Messenger RNA from Bipolaris oryzae ATCC 44560, 570 nucleotides. RefSeq lists its product as uncharacterized. The record is from RefSeq and is a predicted model, not a curated record. The coding region runs from base 1 to 570 and encodes 189 amino acids. The transcript has a single exon. Lineage: Eukaryota; Fungi; Ascomycota; Dothideomycetes; Pleosporales; Pleosporaceae.